Messenger RNA from Symbiodinium necroappetens, 336 nucleotides. NCBI's taxonomy places the organism in Eukaryota, Dinophyceae, Suessiales, Symbiodiniaceae. The record is from the annotation of a GenBank genome assembly.
GAAUACCGACCACAUUGUGAUGGCGGCUGUGGCUACGAGGAGGUGCAGCUGGGCAUGCGGGUGGCCUCAUCUUUGCUUUACUGCAAUGUGGCGGAUCAGGGAGGGAGCACCAUCUUCACCAAAGAUGCGACGAAGUUUACGCCGCGCCGUGGAGACUUCCUGUUCUUUGUGUACAAGUCCGACCCUUCAUUCAUGAGCAUGCACGCCGCAUGUCCUGUGCUACGGGGAGUGAAAAGUACGGCCACGCAGUGGUAUCGGGAGGGAGUGCGAAAAGGUUGGACCUGGGAAGAUGUGAACGACCUGGGAUACAGUCGCUCCGACUCCAAGGAGCUCUGA